AGCUCAUGACCAGUGUGACCAAACGCUUUCCUAAUGUGUUUGUCCUGGACUUUCCCCCACGCCUCAACUGUGAGGUGAAAGACCAGGACCUGUUGCGACAGGAAUUCCGUGAUGUCACUGCACGGAUGAGUGUGAAGUACUGUUCCAUUGCAGAGUACUUUCCACUCCAAGACCGUAAACUUUGGGUCAGAGACGGCGAUGAGGUGAAGGAUUGCUCCGUCCCGCUAACCCCUGCCAGGUCUAGCUUGGUGCCGUUGGUGAAGAUGGAUGACACUACUCCAUUGAAUGUUCCUAGCCCUAAGGAAUGCACUCCAGUCCCUCCACACAUAACAGAGGUGGACACGUCACCAACUUCAACAGAGGUGACGGCCAGACCUCAGCCUACCAGAGUUUCGGUUGCUGUCAAAAAAGAGGUCCAGGCAGCACCAGGUGCAGAAGAGACGGCAGGGUCGUCUUCUACUGGUGUUCCAAAAGAAGCUGCCUCCGUCAAGGUGCAAACGUCACCCACCUUUGCGGAGGUCGCUGCUCAAUACCCGUUAUUCAUCACGACAAACACUUGGUGUUUGUUGAUUGUGGGUCACGUGAUGCAUCUGGAUUGGCAUCUAGUGUUGGCACACCUGUGGCUGUCUUCAACAGCAGUCUUCAUGACCUGA
Pungitius pungitius (ninespine stickleback) is the source of this 653-nucleotide messenger RNA. RefSeq lists its product as uncharacterized. The transcript has 8 exons. NCBI's taxonomy places the organism in Eukaryota, Metazoa, Chordata, Actinopteri, Perciformes, Gasterosteidae. Bases 6 to 653 code for a protein of 215 amino acids. The record is from RefSeq and is a predicted model, not a curated record.